CCACUGCUUCAUCUGUUUUUGCUCCUCCUCCGUCCUCCCUCCCUCCUUUCCACUCUUUUGAUGUAAAUUGUAACUGAAGACUUGAAAGAAAACACCAACUACUCCCUGCUUGUUUUUUGUCCUCUGUAAAGCUGUCCAGUUUUUUUUCUCUCCAAUGCUCGUCGCCAGCAAGCAGUUGAGUAUCGGUCGCUCCCACAGUUGGGACACCCUGGGGGGGAAUGAGGGUCAGUGGGCCGGGGGAGAAAGCGUGUAUGACCAACAAGGCAGGAUAGCGGGUCGACGAAACUCGCUGUCUUACGGGGCAGAGGGAGGAGGUUACUAUGAGACUCCCCCUGGGAUGCGUCCUCCGGACCUGGAUCUGAAACGAGACCCCUACUCCUACCAAGACUCUCUGUACAGUCAGCAAGGCUACGCUACCGAUCCCCGGGGAAUGAGAAAGGGCUCAGUCCCUGAGCUAAACAACUACGACCGUCCACCCAUGGCUAAUAAUCACCGAGGAUUCAUCGCCUCCCAGGACUAUUAUCCCCAUGACCCUGCUAUGGCUCCCCGACCACCAGAGGACCCCCGGGGCUUCUACCGGGUGGAGCAUCAGACUCAGGAGCAGCCUCACCCGCUCAGCAGAUCCCCGUCCCACUACGGGAUGAACCCAGUGGGACGCCCACCAUGGGACCAGGGACAGGGAGGGAGGCCCUUACCUCCGGGUCCUUCGUCUUCUUCUCCUCUUCCUCCUCGCCCUCUUCUGCCAACUACCCAUUGCAUUAACCAGGUUUACAAUCAGCCUGCAGCUGUAGCUGCAACCGCCACUGCCAAUAUGAUGCCAGAUGGCCAAAGCUCUCCUGCUCACUAUGGAAUGGAACAACCCUCUUCACCUCGUUACACUUCUGAGCCAACCCCUCUAGCCGGCCAGACAGUCUAUACCGACAUCAACGGCCAUCCCGUGGACCCUCGGCAGCAGCCUGCAGCCACCUGCCUGGUGGUGGACCCUAACACUCAGGGGCUGGAUGGGAGCAUACAGCAGCGAGGUAUGAUGAUAAGGCAGGAGUGCACAUUGCCCUACAGCGUUCAACAACAACAAGCUCCGCAGCCCAACAUGCAGGUCUACAACCCCAACCCUCCUAUCGCCGCCCCUGUUCCUGCACCUGUUCCUGCCCCUCUACCUAUCCCACCUGCCCCUGUAGCUCCCCCUCCACCUCCCACAGCCCACCAGACACCUGGAGCUCCAGUGGAUCACAAGAGGAACGCCGACCCAGAGUUCCUGGCUCUUCUUCGAAACGAGGGUCUCUCAGAGAGUACCAUCUCCUCACUCAUCCAGCAGGGCUUUGACACAACCGGCAUGCUGGCAGUCAUGGAGGAGAAUGACGUACGUUCAGUGGCUCCCAACCUAGGGCAGGCGCGGGUGCUGUCAAGGGUGGCCAUCAGCGUCAAGAGGCCCUUAGAGCCCCCUCCCACGCCCCAGCAACAGGCCCACAUGCGGGGCCGCUCCAACAGCUUCAGCCACCGCUCUGACAUGUACCUCCAGCAGCAGCAGCAGGCCAUGGGCAUGGACCCCCGGCUGAUACCACCACAGACCCCUGGUACCAUGCAGACCAUCUCCCCCACCAUGGCUGAGGCCUUGGCCAGGAGGCCCAACAGUGCUCCCUCUCAGCAACUUCUGGAAAAUACACAGGGCUACCCAGGACCUCGUACCCCAGGGACCUACAAUGGUGCCAUGGUCCCUGUCCAGUCCCGGCCCAUGUCUGCAUUCUCCCAACACCCGGGUGUCCCCAUGACGCCGGGCAUGCAGAUGAUGGGUGCCAUGCCCCAGCAGAUGCAAGCCAUGCAACAACAGCAAAUGCCAGUGUGCAUGCCUGCCCAGCCAUCACCUCAGCAGGCCCCAAGGGCAUACUCCACCAACUACACAGUGCCCAUGGAGCUGAUGAAACGGGACCGCAGCCUGCAACCCGUGCACAGCGCCCACCCCAGCCCUCAGAUGGUACGCAAGGCUGGGGGCACCCCGUCCGAUGGAUCCAUGAUGCCAGUGGGUACCAGCAUGCAGAACCAGAGUGCUAUGGCCACCAACCAGAAGCUUAGCCGCCGUACUGGCCCACCUGUCAUCGUCUCCACCAUGGCAUCACCAGAUACAAGUAUCCGUCCCCAGAUCAUGAAUGGGCCCAUGCACCCUCGCCCCCUAGUGGCCCUGUUGGAUGGACGUGACUGUACAGUCGAGAUGCCCAUCCUCAAAGACCUGGCCACUGUCGCCUUCUGUGAUGCCCAGUCCACACAGGAGAUCCACGAGAAGGUGCUGAACGAGGCAGUAGGGGCCAUGAUGUACCACACCAUCACCUUGACCAGAGAAGACCUGGAGAAAUUCAAGGCUCUACGCAUUAUCAUCCGCAUCGGCAGCGGCUACGACAACAUCGACAUCAAGGCAGCCGGAGAGAUGGGCAUCGCGGUGUGUAACAUCCCAUCGGCGGCGGUGGAGGAGACAGCAGACUCCACUCUGUGCCACAUUCUCAACCUGUACCGGCGGAACACAUGGCUGUACCAGGCGCUCCGGGAGGGCACACGGGUCCAGAGCGUGGAGCAGAUCAGAGAGGUGGCAUCCGGAGCCGCCAGGAUCCGAGGAGAAACGCUGGGCCUCAUUGGCUUUGGUCGUUCAGGGCAGGCGGUGGCGGUGCGGGCCAAGGUGUUUGGCUUCAACGUGAUCUUCUACGACCCGUACCUGCAGGACGGUCUGGAGCGUUCGCUGGGUGUUCAGCGUGUCUACACCCUGCAGGACUUGCUCUACCAGAGUGACUGUGUCUCCCUGCACUGCAACCUGAAUGAACACAACCACCACCUCAUCAACGACUUCACCAUCAAACAGAUGCGCCAGGGUGCGUUUCUGGUUAACUCUGCGCGGGGAGGUCUGGUGGAUGAGAAGGCCUUGGCUCAGGCCCUGAAAGAGGGCAGGAUACGGGGAGCCGCCCUGGAUGUCCAUGAGUCAGAACCCUUCAGUUUUACCCAGGGUCCUCUGAAGGAUGCUCCUAACCUGAUCUGUACUCCUCACACGGCCUGGUACAGUGAACAGGCCUCGCUGGAGAUGAGAGAGGCAGCCGCCACAGAGAUACGCAGAGCCGUCACUGGCCGUAUUCCUGACAGUUUACGAAACUGUGUCAACAAAGAGUUCUUUGUUACCACGGCUCCUUGGACAGUGGAACAGCAGCAAAUGCACCCCGAACUCAACGGUGCCGCGUACAGCCGAGUCAACCAAACCAUGGUACAGGCCAUAGGAACGGGGGGAAUGCAAGACAAAUUAUAUACCUAAUAGAGAACCAGGUACCCCCCUGGUGUGGCCUCUGGUGGGAUCCAUGGGCCAAUGGAGGGGAUGGUGCCUGGGGGGGUGACAAUCGCCCACACCCUGCCCUCCGGUACCCACCCCUCCCAGGCCCCGUCCCCCAACCAACCCUACCAAAACGGGGAGCCCAUGACAGAGCACAUGACCGAGCCAUAACUCUGCAUCCAGAGACAAAGGAGUUCAUAAAUACACAACUGAUCCACCCACUCAUCGACCAGCAGACUGAUCGUUAGGGUUCACACAACACCGGAACCAAGUGGGGACAGUGAAUAUAUUCACAACUGCUUCUCCAAAGUGGGGACCGUCAAAACUCAUGUUCCAAGGAUCCUCUUAUUUUAAUUUUUUUUUUAUUCCUGUUUUCUGGGACACGUUGUUACCGCAUGCCAGAGUUAAGGCCCGUCCACCUUGACUGACCCACCAAUAAGAGAGCUUGGAAGGACAAUGACAUCAUCUGUUACUUGCCUUCCUCUAACUCCACCCUGCCCCAUUCCAUCAUUUCAGUUCACGUGUGUCUAUUUGUCUUUCCUCUGUUCUGAGACCACCCUACAAAUGAAUAUGUCUUUCUCUUCUUCAAUGUGAAAAAAGAAAUUAAGAAAUGACAUAGUUGUCAGACAAGUAGAAAAAGACAAUUGGUGUUACCAAUGCCAUCAGCAGUCUCAAUGGGGACCUCUAAACCCUGUCCUAGUCCAUCUCUCACCCUGUAGGUUGCUGGUUCCUGAAUGUACAGAAAGGAUUUGAUGGACACACCAGGGUUGCCAGAUCUCUUGAGUCUCAUGACCAGUACGAGAACAAUAAACCCAAAUUUAAGUGAAUAUGGGACCUGAAACCGUUUGAAUUUGUCCAUUGUGAACAUCUCUCAACCCCUGAGAACACCCAAUAUAUUAUAGAGAAGAUUUUCAUCUGGUAAACUCCUUUUAGACAUCUAGUUUCUCUGAAGAGCUGCUUCAAAGCUCCAGGGGAUUGAGAGACUUGCUGUAAAGGUCAUUAUCGCAAUCUUAAGACCAUGUAAACUUUUAACUGUUGAUUCAUUGACUUUCAUUCCAACUCCGGAUUCAGUAAUCAUGUGGUGGUCUGUCACUAAAAUAUUGAAAUAAGAAAUGCAUGCAAAAGCCAUUCUAACUGUUAAAAGCACCUGCUUUUACAUGGACCUCCACAUCAUGGAUUUGGACAUUGUCACAGGUGUUUGUAUGCUAGAGGGCUCUCUUAAAAUGUCCAUUUUUUUUUCUCUCACCAAAAGGACCUACACAGUAGCACCAGCCAGACAGGAAAGGGUUUGGAAAUUGAGGUUACUGACUCAGGAAAAAUAACUUUUGCAGAUAUAAUCUUUUUCCCCAAAUUGUCUGAAAGAAAAAAAGUCUGGAUCGUUCUGCGUGUUUCCACCUUUUCUUCAUUGUGGUAUUUUUAUAAAUCAAACCUCUGUUUUUUGGUGUUCAAGGUUUUUGCAGAGUCCUGUUAGAUUUGUAUUGCCUAGUUAAAUGUUCUUAUAAUCAUAGUCUUAUGUGAACCAACCCCCCUCCCCUGUUCUUAUAAUGAAAGCCAGUUGGAGCUCUUGGAGGCAUCGUGCACUCUGUGAGCAACAUCCCUAGUGCUCUGACUUUAGCAAGACAAGGCUACUAACAGAUUGUUUGGUUUUUAGUGUGAGUAUUUGUACAAGGUGAUCUAUAAAAUUCAGUGCAGUUCAAAUAAAAACAAUGCUGUUCUAUCA
This is a messenger RNA of Oncorhynchus gorbuscha (pink salmon), 5021 nucleotides long. RefSeq names its product trithorax group protein osa-like. Gene Ontology annotation, molecular function: transcription corepressor activity; NAD binding; oxidoreductase activity, acting on the CH-OH group of donors, NAD or NADP as acceptor. The record is from RefSeq and is a predicted model, not a curated record. Lineage: Eukaryota; Metazoa; Chordata; Actinopteri; Salmoniformes; Salmonidae.